UCGCAUUUGUCCAGUGAAUUGUUUUGUAUGAUACCAAUCACUUAAUUUUGUAUUGCAUUAUUGAACAUAUAUUAGUUGUUUGUGUCUCUUUCCUCUCAAUCUCCUUCGUUUGAAUUGUUCAAAGACAUUUUAAAUAAGUGCCUGGAGCUAAUUCCCAUAAAUUUCCUAGCAAUUUCUGCUGCUGUUAGCCUGCUACCAACUAUUCUUGUCCCAACAAUUUCUGAAGAUCAGCAUUAUCUCUCUGUUUUCUUUCCUCUCCCACAGUUUGAUGCAUUUUGUUUCAGAAAAUCUAGGAUUGUCAAGCUUUGGUCCCAAGGCAGGGUUUCCAUGCUCUGAGUUUUGGACUGGCACAUUUCUGUAAUAUGGCCUCCUCUUCUGCUUCUUCUUCCUCUGACAUCCCCCCAAAAGAGAAGUAUGAUGUCUUUCUCAGCUUCAGAGGCACCGAUACCCGCAAGACUUUUACCAGCCAUCUCUACAAGGCUUUGGAUGAUAAGAAGAUUGAUACCUACAUAGAUUACAAUCUUGAGCGGGGAGAAGAAAUCGCACCUGCCCUUCUAAAAGCAAUCGAGAGAUCAAAGAUUUCCGUGAUCGUUUUCUCAGAAAACUAUGCUUCUUCUCGAUGGUGUUUGGACGAACUUGUGCAUAUACUGGAAUGCAGGGAAAAGUAUGGACAACAUGUGAUACCCAUCUUUUACAAAACAGUUGUAUCAGAUAUACGACACCAGAGAGGGGGUUAUGAACUUGAAGAACAUUUCAAGGAUAGAACAGAGUCUGAGCGUCUUAAAUGGAAGGUUGCUUUGACAAAAGCAGCUAAUCUUUCUGGGUUUGAAUCAACUUCAACCAGGGAUGAUUCCGAAUUGAUUCACCAAGUUGUCCAGUUUAUUUUGACGAAUUUGAGUUAUGAGUCCUCGAGUUAUGAAUUAGAUGGCUUCGUUGGAGUUGGAAGUCGGGUUCAGCAAGUUGAAUCAUUACUAUGUAUUGUUCCUCGAGAUGAUCGUGUUCGCUCCGUUGUUAUUUGGGGUAUGGGAGGUAUCGGCAAGACCACCCUUGCUGAUGCUGUUUUUCACCGUCUCUCUUCACAAUUCGAUGCUUGCUGCUUUCUUGCAGAUGUUAGAGAAGGUUCUGGGACCCAGAAAGAACUAAAAGACUUGCGAAACAGGCUUCUUCGUACAUUAUUAGGGGACAAAACUCUUGAUAUCCAGAGCAAAACUAUAGACCGUUCUACGGCAGUGAAACUCAGCCGUAAAAGAGUCCUCGUUGUUCUUGAUGAUGUUGACAAGUCAAGCCAAUUAGAGAUGUUAGCUGGACGUGAUGUUACGUUUGGCUCAGGAAGUAGAAUCAUAAUAACAACUAGAGAUGAUCAGCGAGUUAGAGACAUAGAGGUACUGAGGGGAGGAGGUAACCAUGAUGUUAAGAUAUAUGAGGUUGAGAAAUUAAGUGAUGAUGAAGCUCGUCAGAUCUUCAAUUUGAAUGCCUCCACAGGUAUCUAUUCUGAUGUACAUUCUACAUAUUUUUUAACAAGGAUGAUAGCGCAUGCUGCAGGCAUCCCCUUAGCCCUUAAACAUUGGAGUUCCUUAUCCCAUAAACUUUCAUGGGAUGAGAUGACAAAGAUUAUCAACGAAAAAAUGGGGAGCAUUUAUAGAGUGAGUUAUGAUGUCUUGAGAAAAAAUGAGAAGGAAAUAUUUCUUGACAUUGCAUGUUUCCACAAAGGGAAGCAAAUAAAUCAUGUGAGAGGACAUUUAGAUUGCCGUAGUUUACCUGUGGACAGCGGAAUUGGUGACCUUAUUGAUAGGUCUCUCAUAGAACUAAGAGGAAGUUAUCUAUGGAUGCAUGAUGUGAUACAAGAAAUGGGCCGCGAAAUUGUCCGCGAAAAAUGUCCUGAAGAGCCUGGAAACCGCACCAGGUUGUACACUCUUAAGGACAUCCGUCAUGUAUUGCAAAAUGAUACGGGAACUGCAACAAUUGAAACCAUGUCCACUGUCGUCAUCACGUACGACAGGACGUUUAAACUAUCUUUGACCCGUCAAGUCUUUGGAAAGAUGUACAAUCUAACAUUCCUAGAUCUUGAUGGGUUUUUUGACUAUUACACGUUGCAACUUCCUCAAGGUCUAGAGUCUCUUCCCAAUGUCCUUAGAUAUCUGUCCUGGAAGGGUUAUCCUUUAGGAACUUUGCCAUCAAAGUUUUCUCCGAGCUGUCUUGUUGAGCUUCAUAUGCGCAAUAGCAAACUCCAGACAGUUUGGAAUACAGACCAGAAACCUCAGCAUCUUAAAAAGAUCGAUCUUAGUUACUCAAGGGAGCUGGUUGAUGUGCCAUACCUCACAGCGUGUCUUGAGAGUAUAAAUCUUGAAGGAUGUAAAAGUUUGGUUGAAGUUCCAAAUCUCUCAAAGAGUCUAAACAUUGCGAGUAUAAACCUUCAAGGGUGCAAGAAGUUGGUUGAAGUUCCUUCAUAUUUUGAAAAUCUUCACAAGCUUACUGUUCUGAAUCUGAGCGGGUGCGGGCUUCUAAAACGUAUUCCAGAGAUGCCAAGCAAUUUGGAAUUCUUGCUUAUAAGUGGAAACCGUGAAAAGCAACCUGACUGUGACAGUAUGAGAUUGUCUGGAUUGCCUUCAUCAAUCUGGUCUCUUAAGAAACUUGUCAAACUGGAUCUCAGUUAUUGUUACUACAUUGAGAAUCUUCCAAGCAGCAUUUGGACGUUGAAUUCCCUCACAUCUCUUGAUUUGUCUUAUACGAGUAUAGAAGGUCUGCCGUCAUCAAUUGAGUGUCUUUCUAGGGUCAUUUCAAUUAACCUGAAGAAGUGCCAUAGGCUUGUGAGUUUGUCAACCAGCAUUUGUAAGUUGAAAUAUCUUGAGAUACUUGAUCUCUCUCAUUGUUCUUCAUUCGAAUCCUUCCCUGAAAUCUUAGAGCCUAUGGAAUGCCUGAAGACUCUCCAUUUAAGUAACACGAAGAUUGAAGAGCUACACGACUCCAUUGAAAAAUUAGUUGGGCUUGAAGAAUUAAACUUAUUCAUGUGCAAAAGCUUUAAGUCUCUCUCAAACAGUAUCUACAAAUUAAGAUUUCUCAAGUAUUUCAGAGUUGUUUGUUGUAGUGAACUAAAGAAACUGCCUAUCUCCUCAUCGGACAUUUUGUGGUCUUUGAUAUCUGAAUUAGACUUCGGCGGCUGCACCAGUUUGGAAGAAAUCCCUGAUGGACUCAUGAAAUGCUUAACCUCACUAAAAAAAUUAGAUUUUAGUGAAACCAAGAUUAAGAGCAUCCCUACAAGCAUCAAAGAACUUUCUGGAUUAAGAUCCCUACGCAUAUGCAAUUGCCAGAACCUAGAAUCUCUACCAGAGCUUCCAUAUAAUCUAGAAAGUUUGGAUGCUGAUGAUUGUAGGAAUCUGGAGAUGGUGUCAUUCUCAAUGACUGCAGUUACGCAAGGUCUGGAUCAAAUAUGCUAUAAAGAUGUUUUUAAACGUCGAGUGAAAUAUUCAUUUCGUAAUUGCAAAAAAUUGAGUGAGACCGCAAAAAGCAACAUGAUGAAUGAUGCAGAGCUUGGAAUUUUGCGAACUGCAUUUUCCAAACGUGAAGAAAAAGAUCCAGAUCGUUAUUAUAGCCCUAGGCGUGAGGAUUACUCCGUUGCUAUUGUCUAUACUGGAAAUGAAAUUCCAGAGCGGUUCAGGUAUCAAACAGAGGGAUCUUCAAUAAAUAUCAAGCUUCCUGUGCAUCCUUCUCAUACAAAUACAAACUUGUGGCAAUUCGUUCUGUGCGCUGUUCUCACAUUCGACAAUGAAGAUAGUGUGUCAUCGUCAUCGGGAUCCCAACGUAACGUUAUUAAGGCCUGUCGUGAAUUCUGUUUCACGACCGAAAAUCGUGACAGCUGUGCAUUAGAUGUUGAUCUUCCUUUGCCCGACAAUUAUGAUGAAGAUGAAGAUGACGAUGACACACUAUGGAGAUCCCGACCUGACUGUAUGAAGCCCAGGUGUAAAUUCAAUUUCACGACCAACAAUGGUGACAGCUCUCCAUUAGAUUUUACUCUUCCUUUGCCCGACAAUUAUGAUGAAGAAAAAGGCAUAAAUUGGGAUGACAAAUCUCAGGUAUUUGUAUGGUAUUGCGCGUACUGGUCCACUCAUGUUCGCUCUGCCAGCGAGGCCUCGUUCAAUUUUUACCUUAGGCCAAAGUGGGCAUUGGGAAAGGAAAGUGACACUUUCCCAAAGGAAAGGAAAUUGAUUCCUUACCUUAGGGUCUGUGAUGGCAUUAAGGUGAAAAGGUGUGGGGUCUGCUUGCUGUCAUCCGAAGGCCAAGAUGUGAAAUUUGUAGGGGUCAAUCAAGAUGUUGGAGAACCAAAACCAGAGCAGGUUAUUUCAACAAAGAGGAGCCGCGAUCAGUAUGAAGCCAGUGGAAGCGCUACUGUUGCUCUCUCGGAUUAGCUUCACUAAAUGUUUUGAUGAGGCGGACAAAUGGAGACAGGACCAGAUGACAAUAUUAUGGACUGUUAUUAAUCAAGACAGCAAAGGUAAUACAACUUCAAAACCUAGGCGUUAAUUGUUUUAAAGGGGCGUGCUCUUAAUCCCUAGGUGUUAGAACUUUGUUCUUAAGGGGUUGUUGUUGCUCUCCAAAUGAGUGCUGGAGAGUUUUGGGGCAUGUGGUUGGAGACAUUAUGUCUUUGAUGCAUCAAGCUAUGGUUAGUACGUACGUGAUGUGUGUUCCCGCCCUGGAGCGGGAAACUGUGUCCAUAGCUCAUACCUUGGCAAGGUAUUGUCUUGGGGAAAGUGGUUGAAAAGGAUUCUAUGUAAUGUUUUGUUGUGUUUGUUUGUUUAUUUUUAAUUUCAUGUAAUUUUUUUUUCCAGAGUUGAGGCCAGGGUGUGUGGGUACUCUUUCCUUCAUUCGAAGUUCUUUCCCAUUCCGAUGUUGUCUCUCAUUUAUGAAAG
Molecule: messenger RNA, 4904 nt
Organism: Rosa rugosa (rugosa rose)
Lineage: Eukaryota; Viridiplantae; Streptophyta; Magnoliopsida; Rosales; Rosaceae
Product: disease resistance protein RPV1-like
Exons: 6
Coding region: 363-4403 (1346 amino acids)
Biological process (GO): signal transduction; defense response
Molecular function (GO): ADP binding; protein binding
Source: RefSeq, a predicted model, not a curated record